Alternaria postmessia is the source of this 948-nucleotide messenger RNA. RefSeq lists its product as uncharacterized. Bases 1 to 948 code for a protein of 315 amino acids. The record is from RefSeq and is a predicted model, not a curated record. NCBI's taxonomy places the organism in Eukaryota, Fungi, Ascomycota, Dothideomycetes, Pleosporales, Pleosporaceae. The transcript is spliced from 2 exons.
AUGGAUGAAUUUUGGAGGCGUCCGGCUGGCCCUGGCCCUGGUUGUGACGCCCUUCGCUGGUUCAAAAAUGUGUCGGAGAUUCACGUGGUGCUCGACGAAUCGGACGAUUUUGCGAGCUGGCAUGGGACUUCCUAUGAGGAUCCCUGGCCUUGUGACAACGUCUUGUUCAUAGACGAGAAGGAGGGCGAAGAGAUGCGGAUGAUGGACCUGGAGUACAAAUAUGAUCGUGAGGCCGAAUCGAGCACGUCUUUGAAACAGUCCCUAACCUUCGAGCGUGCAUCCACGAUCUCGAUCGCGUUGUCAGAACCGAUCCACACAUACCUCGAACUCUUCACACAUUCUAACAUGGCCACAUUCCACCCAUUCCCACGACUGCCGGCCGAACUCCGUGCUCAGAUAUGGCAAAUGACAGUGGAGCCUCGUAUAGUUGAAGUGCGCCUCAGGGUCCGGGGGAAAUGGGGUGAGAAGACGUUCAACAAGUUGACUUCGCCUACACCUGUACCAGCACCGCUGCAGACAUGUCGAGAAUCGCGGAACGCUGGACUAUACCAGCGUUGUUUCUCAGAUAUGCCUUGGCGCGGCGGCGCUGCAGAAGACGCAGAACCGCGCUACGUGUGGUUGAACCUGGAUAUCGACAUGGUUUCCAUCGGCUGGAGCCAAUUCGAAGCCUUCAGGCCUGUUGCGCACCUUAUCAAACGCCUGAGAUUUACGCGCGACAAUACCGAUGAGUAUUGGGCCCGUGGAGAUGAACCCGACGAGCUUUGCCACUACAAAAACGUGUCGGAAAUCCAUGUGGUGCUUUGCGAAGGCAGCGAAUUUGAGGAAUGGCAAUGGGCUGCGCAGGACUACACCUGGCCUUGCGGGAAGGAGAAUGUGUUAUUCAUAGACUACGAACAGGGACAAGAGAUGAAGUUGACAGACCUGGAGAACAAGUAUGAUCAUUUCUGA